Messenger RNA from Girardinichthys multiradiatus, 1703 nucleotides. RefSeq names its product karyopherin alpha 7 (importin alpha 8) (gene kpna7). Gene Ontology annotation, biological process: NLS-bearing protein import into nucleus. Gene Ontology annotation, molecular function: protein binding; nuclear import signal receptor activity. The coding region runs from base 96 to 1649 and encodes 517 amino acids. Gene Ontology annotation, cellular component: nucleus; cytoplasm. The record is from RefSeq and is a predicted model, not a curated record. The transcript is spliced from 12 exons. NCBI's taxonomy places the organism in Eukaryota, Metazoa, Chordata, Actinopteri, Cyprinodontiformes, Goodeidae.
AUUGGACUCACCUGUGGCGGCGGUGCUCAUUAUAACCUCUUGCCUCCAAGGUUACAGACUGACUAGCGUCCAACACUUCUGACGCAGCCGACAAAAUGCCCACCAAGAACGUCGUGGACGAGCGCAUCGCCAAGUUUAAAAACAAGGGGAAGGAUCUGGCAAAACUCCGAGAGAAACGGAUCAGUGAGUGUGUGCAGCUGCGCAAAGCUCAGAAGAAUGAGAGUUUCCUCAAGAGGAGGAACAUCACACUCUCUUCUCUCCCCGACGAGGAGGCCCUUUCACCUGAAAACAACGACACGGUGAGUUUCAGGAUCGAGGAUAUAAUCAAAAACGUGAACAGCGACGACCGAGAAGCCCAGACCCGAGGAUCUCAGGCAGCCAGGAAGCUGCUCUCCAAGAGCCAUGACCCUCCCAUAAAGAAGAUAAUUGAUGCUGGCCUGCUGUCACGGUUUGUGUCCUUCCUGUCGAUGGAUGAUGAGCCGACUCUGCAGUUUGAAGCAGCGUGGGCUCUUACAAACAUUGCUUCUGGAACAUCUUGGCACACACAGCAGGUAGUGGAACAUGGCGCUGUAACAGCUUUUAUAAACUUGCUGGCCUCACCAAUGUUGCACAUCAGUGAACAGGCUGUCUGGGCUCUGGGAAACAUUGCAGGUGACGGUGCAGCUUAUCGCGAUGUCCUCAUUGAGUGCAAUGUCAUCCCAGCUUUGUUGGCUCGCAUCUCCCCAGACACACCAGUUGGCUACUUGCGGAACCUAACUUGGACGUUGUCCAACUUGUGCCGAAACAAGAACCCAUGUCCCCCAUUGUCUGCAGUUCAGCAGAUGCUUCCUUCUCUGAUCCAGUUGCUCCAUCUUAGUGACAAGGACAUCUUGUCUGAUGCAUGCUGGGCAAUCUCUUACCUUUCAGAUGGCAGUAAUGAUCGUAUUGAUGUAGUUGUAAGGACUGGCACGGUCCCAAGACUGGUGGAGCUGAUGAACAAUAAGGAGCUCUGCGUUAUGACCCCAGCUCUACGCUCCAUUGGGAACAUAGUAAGUGGCUCCGACCUGCACACCCAGAUGGCAAUCGACGCUGGUGUUCUCGAUGUCUUGCCAAAGUUGUUGAGGCACCCAAAACCCACCAUGCAGAAGGAGGCAGCAUGGGCUCUCUCAAACAUUGCUGCAGGACCUUGUAAACAAAUCCAGCAGCUCAUCACUUGCGGCCUGCUUCCUCCUCUUGUAGAAGUGCUCAAAAAUGGAGACUUCAAGACUCAGAAGGAAGCAGUUUGGGCAGUGACAAACUUCACCAGUGGGGGCACUGUAGAGCAGGUGGUCCAUCUGGUGCAAAGUGGUGCCUUGGAAGCCAUAAUCAACCUACUGCUGGUCAAGGAUGCCAAAGUCCUCCUGGUCAUACUGGAAGCGGUAAACAACAUGUUCAUGGCUGCAGAGAAACUUGGAGAAACCGAAAAGCUUAGUCUGUUGAUUGAAGAGCUGGGAGGACUGGAACGGAUUGAGAUGCUGCAGAACCAUUCAAACGAGAUGGUGUACCAGGCUGCACAUAACCUCAUUGAGAAGUACUUCAGUGAUGGUGACCUUGAGGAAGUCCAAGUUGAUGCAACACAGAAUGGAUUUGAGUUUCAGGUUCCUGAUGUCAAGAAAACCUUUGAAUUUUAAAUUAAAACUAUAUUUCUGAUUUUCUAAAAGGUAAAUAAACUUGUAUACAAUGAG